Scedosporium apiospermum is the source of this 1551-nucleotide messenger RNA. RefSeq lists its product as uncharacterized. The record is from RefSeq and is a predicted model, not a curated record. The transcript has 7 exons. Lineage: Eukaryota; Fungi; Ascomycota; Sordariomycetes; Microascales; Microascaceae. Gene Ontology annotation, molecular function: zinc ion transmembrane transporter activity. Bases 1 to 1551 code for a protein of 516 amino acids. Gene Ontology annotation, cellular component: plasma membrane. Gene Ontology annotation, biological process: zinc ion transmembrane transport.
AUGGCGCCGAUCAGUAGAUCUACCACGGGCCUUCUAAGCCUAAUCCUCUUAUGCCCGGGUGUCCUCAGUUCGGGACCCGCCAUCACCCCCUACGCCCGCGUCGCUCGACAAGCUGCGACACCCACCACUACUUCUUCAGCCAUUACCGCCGUCUCCGACUGCCAUCUGCACGGCGCCACAAUAUGGUGUAUGGCAGGAGCAGACGAAUUUCCCCUCAAGACUACUGUUACCGCAACCGAGGAGCUUCCUGCUAGUUUUACCGGAUGCCACAACCACGGUAGCGCCUUAUACUGUAUAGCCCCUAACGGCGAUGAUGUCGAAAUCGACAUACCCUCCGCGGCAGGCGAUGGUGAUACCGACGGUGACCAUGCCGACGACGAAUCAGGUGAAAGUGAAAGCGAAAACCCUUCUGGACUAAACUGCCAUUUCCACGCCGGCGUUGAGCAUUGUGUUGGUGCCGGAGAGUCGGAAUCUGGGGGCUCCACAACAGAAAAGAAGUGCGACAAGGUGGACCGUGAAUAUAACGUGCGCUUGAGGAUCGGUCUCAUUUUUGCCAUCCUUGCAACAAGUGCCGUCGGUGUUUUCGCUCCCAUCUUCCUCGCCAAAUGGCUCCCGUCGAAACUCAAUGUCAUCUGGGUAACGCUCAAGCAAUUCGGUACCGGCAUCAUCAUCUCUACUGCGUUUGUCCACCUCUUCGUCCACGCGAUGUUAAUGUUCCAGAAUGAUUGUGUUGAGGGCAUUGAAUACGAAGGGACGGCCGCUUCCAUCUUCAUGGCUGGCAUCUUUAUCUCCUUCCUCGUCGAAUACUUCGGCGAGCGAUUCAUGAGGUCCCGAUUGAAUAAGAAGAUGUUGAAUGGCAGUCCCGAGGGUUACUCCGUCGAAAAGGCUAACGCGUCACUUGAGACGGUCAACAUUUAUGUGAUGGAGGCUGGCAUUAUUUUCCAUUCUUUGAUCAUCGGAGUUACGCUUGUUGUAUCGGGCGACUCCUUUUUCAUCACUCUCUUCAUCGUCAUCGUCUUCCAUCAAUUCUUCGAGGGCCUCGCGCUUGGUUCUCGCAUUGCCAGCUUGGGCACAAACCAGCACCAUGCUCUCGCGGCGCUCGGCCACCACUCCGUCCAUCAGCAUGGCCCGGGCCAUCACCAGCAUCACAUCCACCCCCAGGAGCAUACGAGCGAGUCCUUGGCCAAGACCGCCGGCGGCGAGGCUACAUCUCUUAACGGUUCGAACCAGGAAGAGGAGAAGGCGAACUUCCCCAUGUGGCAUAAGAUGGUCCUCGCCGCGUGCUUCGCCCUCGUCACCCCUAUCGGCAUGGCCAUCGGCACCGGUUGCCUUUCGGUAUUUAACGGAAACGACCCGGCAACCGCCAUCGCCAUCGGCACACUCGAUGCGUUUUCGGGCGGUAUCCUGGUGUGGGUGGGUCUUGUGGAGAUGUGGGCCGGCGAUUGGAUGGGUGGUGAAAUGGCGAACGCGUCGGCGUUUUCGACUUUCAUGGGCAUUUUUGGUCUCAUGGCUGGUAUGGCCCUCAUGAGCUUCUUAGGAAAAUGGGCGUAA